This is a messenger RNA of Danaus chrysippus (African queen), 3159 nucleotides long. The record is from the annotation of a GenBank genome assembly. Lineage: Eukaryota; Metazoa; Arthropoda; Insecta; Lepidoptera; Nymphalidae.
AUGCUUCUUAUAAUACACAAUUUGCCGAAAGAUGCAGCAUACCAUGAUGUAAAGCAGUUGAUACAGGAUGAAUGUGGGUUGAGCGAAGCUAUUCUAGACAACUUGUUGAAUGAGGGCAACAGAAAACGCAUUACUGUUGGUCUAGCUGAGGAGGCAGAUGCGGCUUUAUUGAUGACAAAAUUGAAUGGCAAGCUGUACAAGAACCGUGUACUUUAUGUCGAAGAUGUGCGACAAAAGAAGUAUUCAAACCAGUCUUACCAAACCACAAUCCCAUCGGGAUUACAACCACCUUCUUUGACGACAAUCCCAUCGGGAUUGCAACCAACAGUUAUGAAAGCUCAGAUACAAUAUCCUCUUCAAACUCAAGCAACAAAUAUGAUGGGACUUAACUACAGCAAUAUGCCUUAUUAUAUGACUCAAGUUACAAAUCCUAUUAUGAACCAUGACCAGCUCCAAGAUAAGCAAUCGAGUUCUAACCAACAGACAUUCCAAAAUACUCAAUCUGCAUAUCAAGCACUAAAUCCAUGGGGCUACCCCAUGAAUGUAAUUUGUGCGAAUAAAAUACAAGAUCCUACAUCAGUAAACGUACCGCAGACUUAUGAAAGUUACCAAAACGAUCGUGAUAGUACCAACAACGCACGUCCCGACAACCAAAUGAAUUAUCGGGAAAAUGAAUCACCGCCGUCGAAGCGUCACGAAAGUUUUGGUAACUACGACCAAGGGAAGUCUAGGUCUGAUGGUAAAAUGAACUCCGAAUGGGAGAAUCGAAGAUCGCGGCGUGAUCUCAGUGAUAGCAGACAGCCAUCACAAGGUCGUGCUCGUGAUAGAUCAUGGGAUAGGCGUGACACGGAACCGAGAAGUUCACGAUCAAGACGAUCGAAACGUGACCGUGACUCUUACCACGAACGGCAACGUGAUAGUGAGCGGAACACUCACGAUCGUAGCGAUCGAAAAAGAGGGAGUGAAUACGAUCGGAAUGAACGUUAUAAUCCACAACCGGACCAAAAUAUUUAUGUCUGGUCUAAAAAACCGAACGUGGCUACAAGAACGUUUAGCAGCAACCCUGAAAAUUCUACAUUUUCGAAAUCUAACAGCAAUGUUUUCGGGACAACUGCUAACUUCGGUUUCGUGGGUCAGCCGUCUAGCAAUAGAAUGACAUUCAACCAAGCCAAAUCAAUGCCACCACGACAGCCUGCUACCAUUGUCCCACCGGCAAAGAGACCGCGAUUCGAACAAAACAUAAAUAGCUUCGCUCAGGCCAACAAGAAUCCAAAUCAAGAUGCCGCAACAACAAACAUUGACCCACAAAAAAUGAUUAUGCGCGCUGCAAAUUGGCGCAGCCAAGCCGCAACUUUGCUGGCUAAACAAGUAAUUAAAAACGGUUCAACCACCAAGAUUGACAACUAUGUAUUCAAAAUCCUUCUCAAAAAGCUAAGGGAGUGUGUAACAUUACGUUUGGAUGUUAUAUUGGGGGACAAAAUAAUAUCAUCUUUGAACGAAGUAUUGGUUAGUUAUCGCAUGAAAUUCAAUGAAUGCAAUGACAUUCCAUUCUUCAAGGCUAUCAUGGAGAAAGUAGAACGCGAAAUUGGAGAGAAUGCUGUUGGAUCAGUUCCCAAAAAUGAUGAAAUUCAAAUACAUCCGCGGGAUCCGAAAUUUAGAUCAGCGAAUGCACCAACACAAAGUAUUUAUGGCAAUUCCAAUAUUCAAGGAGCAAAUAAGAAUGUUUUACCAAAUCAAAGUCAAGUACAAACUGACAAAGUUAUAGCAAAGGUACAAAAUAACCAAAAAUUACCAAAAUAUCCUAAUGCAGAAUUAAAGAAGAAUGAGAUGUUGGAAUAUCAAGAAGAUUUCUACAAGAUGGAACCAAAACUACAAGAAGCUGUUGAUAAUGAAAUUGAACAAUUGGUCCAAUGUUAUUUGAAUGCAUGUGAUCCGUCUAAUGAUCCGGACGAAGAGAUUGUCAGGAAUAUAAUAUUAAGAAACACAGUUGAUGAAUUCAAGAAGGUAAUAAAAUUGCAAGUGACGAAACGUGUUUUGAAUAUAACAACAGGUCUAUGUGUUCGUAUAUUUCCUUCACUGAAGUUACCAAGUCGAGAUGUAUUGGAAGCAUUCCUACAAAGACACGGUGUUGUUAGCCUCAAGAAAUCUGAGAAUAGUUCAAAGAUGCUCAUAGCAUAUUGUGACUCAUAUGAGAAUUAUGACAGAAUGUUAGCCCUACAGACAGCUACAUUCGGUGAUAAUAUUGGAAUACAAAUAAAACCUCUGCAUUUAAUUGGUCCACCUGUGAAGAAAUCUAAAAAUGAAAAUACUGUACCAAAUGAAAACGAAAAAGGUGAUUCAUCGAAAGACGUUGAAGAAGUAGAUUUAACGGCAACAGACUUAGAUAAAAGUCUAGAAGAUAAAGACGAUUCAGAUGUUAUGUUUAUAGAAAAUCAAAAUGAUGUGGUUUUAAUACAUGAUGAAUCAUUUAACUUGGAAAAUACAACAGAUCAGAAUGAGAUUGUUGUACAAGAUUUAACACCAAAAGACUCUAUAAUCAGUGAUAAAAAUGAUAUGUCUAAAGAAACUAUAGAAGUCAAUGAAAAUAUAAACAAUUCAGUCUCAACACCGGCUAAUGAUGUUGGAAAUUUACAAGAAAAUAUAAAUUUAACAACUAAUAAUUCCAAUACAGAUGAAGAAACUACACAAACGAAAGAUUCACUACCAAUUUCUGAUGUUAACGAAGAUGGUAAUAUAAAAAUACAAGAUACAACAAUUUCAGUUAAUGAUAAUUUAGAAAACGAUAUUGAUAAUACUAUAACCGAUUCUGAAUGUCAAGAUAAAAGAAAUGAAAAUGAUUCGACCACAGAUAAUAUUGAAAAUUCAGAGAAAAGUACUACAGAUGAUAUUACUCAAGAAAUAUGUGAAGAAAAUGUCACUGAAAAUACAACACAACAAUCUGAUGGUAAUUUAAGUGAAGAAAACAGUAUUAAUGAUUUGAUAAUAGAUGAAAGUAAUGAAAAUACAGAAACUAUAGAUACUUCAAAGAAUCUUAGCGAUUCUGAUGUAAUAGAAAACAAUCAAGUUGAAGAAACAAGCAAUGAAAUUAAUGAGGAACAAAUAGAUGAUCUCCUUAAUUCAGUUAACGAAAUUGAUGAAGACGAUUUGGAAGAUUUUUAA